Messenger RNA from Hyposmocoma kahamanoa, 2382 nucleotides. Its product is annotated as adipocyte plasma membrane-associated protein-like. The record is from RefSeq and is a predicted model, not a curated record. The transcript has 7 exons. Gene Ontology annotation, molecular function: strictosidine synthase activity. Gene Ontology annotation, biological process: biosynthetic process. Lineage: Eukaryota; Metazoa; Arthropoda; Insecta; Lepidoptera; Cosmopterigidae. The coding region runs from base 146 to 1993 and encodes 615 amino acids.
CAAAUAUUCUCCAAACGUUAGUGUUGAAAUUCAUGUGCGUCACGUCGAAAUUAUUUGAAUAAUUAUUCGAAAUAAAGUGCGAUUCAUUAAUAGUUUUCACUUUUCACCGUAUUGGUCGAAGACUCCACGUAUUGCAGGCUUCACAAUGGGACUGAUAAUUGGUCUUAUAAAGAGACUGAUAAAAUUAAGCGUCUACUUUGGAGCGCUUGCAGCUAUUGUAGUCCUCAUCCCGAACUUGCCACCUUACACCAAAUUCACAAGUAUUAAGCUUGAGCCAACUCAACCAAGAGUGGGACCUCUAGAGCCGAAUGGAGCUUUGAACAAUGCUGAGCAGUUGUAUAAAGAGAAGUUGUUAGGGCCUGAAGCAUUUCAACUUUAUAAAGGAGAAGUGUACACUAGCUUACAAACUGGCGAAGUAGUUAAAAUAACGCCUGGCGGACAUGUCACUUUUGUUACUAAGAUUGGACAGCCAUGCUCUGACUUAACACAAGGGCACAAAUGCGGUCGUGUGCUCGGUUUUCAAAUCGAUGAAAAGAAUAACUUCCUGUAUGUCGCUGAUGCGUACUACGGUAUAUGGAAGGUAGACCUAAACAACUACAAGAAACAGUUGCUAGUCUCGCCAAGGGUACAGAUUGAAGGUCGGAAACCAAGAUUAUUUAAUCACCUUGCUUUAGCCAAGAAUGGUGAUAUUUAUUGGACAGAUUCUACUAGCGACUAUGGGUUACAUGAUGGAGCUUACAGUUUAAUGAGUGAUCCUUCUGGGCGAUUAUUCCACUACAUAGCAGCAAAAAAUCAGAGUAAAGUACUCUUAGACGACUUGUGGUUUGCCAAUGGAGUGGUGUUAUCCCCUGACAAUAAAUUCGCAGUAGUGGCGGAGACAGGCCGGUAUAGACUCAUGAAGUACUACAUAGAUGGACCUAAGAAGGGAAAAUCUGAAGUGUUUGUCUCUGGUCUUCCAGGUACCCCAGAUAACUUAAGAGUGUUGCCCGACGGUUCCGGUUUGAUAGUGUCUCUGUUCACGGUAUUCGACGAGAAGAACCCGUUGAUCACCAAGUCGUUAGCCGAAACUCCAGUAAUUAGGAAGCUCAUCGCGCGGGUCUACAGGCUCCUCGAAAUCCCAUUCGAAUUCCUCAAUGCACAGUUCCCUCAACCUGUUUUUGAACAACUAGUUUAUGACAUCGGCAACUUCAAGAGUGUAUCAUCAUUAACUCCAGGAAUGUCAGGAAUCCUACAAAUUGAUUGGAACGGAAACAUUGUCGCUUCAUACUACAAUAAUGAUGGAACAUUGCAUGCGAUCAGUGAUGUCAUCGUUUUUAAUGACAAGCUCUUUACUGGGGCACCACAUGGUCAAGACUUUAUAGGUGCAGUGCCUGCUCCACCGCUUUUGAAAAAGGCCUUCUCUUCUGUUAAAACUACACCUCCGCCUAAAACUGCAGAAACUGUGACAAAAGAAGUACCAAAGCCCAAAAACGAAAAACCUAAACCUGUGGAAAAACCUACAACAGAUACACCUAAAGUGGAACAGAAAAAAGAAGCACCGAAACCGAAAGUAGAGGAAAAGAAAGAAGCGCCUAAACUUGUCAAACCUGUUGAAACUAUUAAAAUGAAACCAAUUGAAAAACCAUCAGAACCUAAACCUUCAACACGGGUACCGACAGCAACACCGAAACCUACAGAACCGAAACCGACAAUUGCGCCAGAAACGGUUACCACUAAAACACCAGAAAAACCUAAACCAACACCAAAAGUUGAGCCUAAGAGUACUCCUACACCUAAAGCUGAAACAAGGAAAGAGGCCACACCUGCAAAACCCAAACCAGCUGGAGAAAAUAAUCCUAGUGAAACCAUAAACUUAGCAAAAAAGAAAGUAGAAGAAAAACGCGAAAUACCUAUUAAAGAAGAAAUCUCAUCAGACACAAUCAAACCAAACAAAGAAACGUUAAAAGUUAUAAAGAAAGACGGUCCCACAGAGAUACCUAACCCAAAUCUGUAAAAUAUAUUGUAGUUUCUUGGUUGUGGUGUACUAGUGAAAGGGUUGUGGGUUGUAUUCAAUGAUGUGCAUGUACAUGGAACAAAGUUUUAAGGACAUCUCACAUUUUUGUUUAGAUCAUUUAUUUGCUAAGUUCGAAGAAAUCAUAAUAUGAUUUAUUAUCAGUCAAAUAUUUCCUUCGUAAUUGAUGUCAUUCCAACUUACAUUCCGAAUACUACUAUAACUGUGUAUUACACUUCAAGCUUAAUCAAUAUCAUAUUUACAAAUACACGCAUGUACUAUUCUUGUAGUUUAUAAAUAUUAUUAGAAAAGCAUUUAAAAACUUAUUUGGUGAUUUAUAAGAAAUUACUGUAAUUAGCAUUUACUAAAAUAAAAAAUCAUAUAGAUAAUAU